AUGGGACUCGUGGACUUCGCAAUCGACCUGGCAGCGGUGCUGAGUGCGUCCCGCUCAGUCGCGUCCAAGCACAUUGCCCUUAGGGCGCGCCAGGUCGAUCGCUAUGGGAAGACUUCAAGCAUUGUCGCCGCUGUGAGGGGCCAGCAGCAGAAGCGGCCUGGUCUACAUGAUGAGUCUAAGGUGGCUCAUGCAAGCCCUGGGAAGGGAGGGGCCUCGACUACGGCAUCAGAGGCACCAGACGGGAUUGACCAGCGUUUUAAUACGGAUAAUGGAGCAUGGUCGCCUGUGGACAACUCCUUACCAAGGAUACAGUCACCCGGUGAUGAUGUGUCAGACUUGGCAGCGAUCCAGGGGACGACGCGGCAGGAUUCAAGCACCGCUCCGGCUUCGAGGAGCGAGGACUCCAGUCGUAAAGAAGCACAGCAACCCAAGGCCAAUUCGUCCAAGUUCGAAAUACCGCUGACUCAGUCUUUUGACAACCCUCCAACGCUUCAUGGAAUCGAUGUACGGGACGGAAAACGAGGGCUUGGAAAUGACAAACCCUCGACACCUCUCGAGGCUGAAGAAGCCGGACUACCCGAGGGCGUGAAUUUUGAAGGGCUCUUUCGAACCAGCAGCGGGCGCAGACUCGAUCCUCUUUGGAAGGGAACCAAGAGAAAUGAGCGGCCCAGAAAGCCUAUACCUGGCGCUGUGGAUUUCGGGCACGCGCGUGCCAACAAUGGGUCAACUAUUCUUCAAAAGCUGAGGAAUCAACAGGACGUCAAAAUAACCCCGUCGCGAGGAGCGGAAGAGCCACAGCUGGACACCCAGGCAAGGCCAACACAGGCUGAAGAAGCACCUUUUCCGGCGGAGUCGAUUGAGGUACAAGAGCCCAAAGCUGAGGCGAACGCAGCGGCGUCGGUAUCUGGAAGCCAGGAAGUGCCCAAGACGAACAUCGCAGGGCCCGAGGCGGCGUCGACUGUUCAGAAGCAAGACACCGAGCAUUCUGGUCAGCGGGUGACCAAAGAAGAUGCUUCAGCCAUGGGCGAGAUCCUAGGCACCGCCACAGUCGAGUCGAAAUAUGAACUCAAGGAAUCCAAGGUUCCCUCAUCCCGGUUCGGCCGUAUUUGGAAUUACAGCGGGCUGGCCGCUGGCAUGUUUGCUGGGGCCGUCAGCGAGAGCUUCAGCAGAGUCACCGGAGGCGGUGGGCAAGGAUCGCUGAUGUUGAGCCCUGCCAAUAUGGAAAGGCUGGUCUCGAAGCUGUCCAAGAUGAGGGGCGCUGCCCUCAAGCUAGGCCAGAUGAUGAGUUUUCAGGACUCGAAGAUGCUACCGGCUCCCAUCCAGGAGGUCCUGCAGAGGGUGCAGGACAGAGCAGAUUACAUGCCGCCAUGGCAACGAGACCGAGUAUUGGUAACGAAUCUCGGCUCUGAGUGGCGUGAACUGUUUGAGGACUUCGAGGAGAAGCCCAUCGCGGCCGCGUCCAUUGGACAGGUCCACCGUGCGACAUUGAAGGACAAUGGCGCCAAAGUCGCCGUCAAAAUCCAGUUCCCAGGAGUUGCUGAGUCCAUCAACUCGGAUCUAGACAAUCUGGGCAUUCUACUAGCAGCCACAAAAUUGUUGCCCAAAGGCCUCUACCUCAACAAGACCAUUGACAACGCGCGGACAGAGCUCGGCUGGGAGUGUGACUACGAAAGAGAAGCCAAGUGUGCAGAGAGGUACAGAAGCUUGCUAGCUACCGAAGACGAUGUCUUCUCCGUUCCCAAGAUCUACCCCGAGGCGUGCGGAAAACAGGUCUUGACCAUGGAAUUCAUGGACGGCGUGGGCGUGACCCGCAUAAAGUCUUUCACCCAGGAGCAAAGGGACUGGAUCGGCACUCAGAUCCUGCGCUUGUGCCUGCGCGAAAUCACAGAGUUCCGCUUCAUGCAGACAGACCCCAACUGGACCAACUUCCUCUACAACGCCGAGCAGGACAGGCUCGUACUCCUCGACUUUGGCGCGUCGAGGGAGUACCCGGACAAAUUCAUCACGCAGUACGUGCAGCUGCUCGCGGCUGCGUCCCGACCGGACCGCGAAGGUGUGCGCAUCCUGAGCGAAGAGCUGGGAUACCUGACCGGCCACGAGAGCAAGACGAUGCUUGACGCGCACACCGCCUCGGUGCUGACAUUGGCGGAGCCAUUCCUGGAAUCCGCGCCGGAGGUGUAUGACUUCAGGGAUCAGACGAUCACGGAGAGGGUGAAGGCGCAGAUUCCCGUGAUGAUCAAGGAGAGGCUGGCGCCGCCGCCGGAGGAGACAUACAGUCUACACCGGAAGCUAAGUGGAGCAUUCUUGCUCUGCGCGAGGCUGGGCAGCAGAGUCAGGUGCAGGGAAAUGUUUGAGCAAAGCUUGGCCAAAUCGGGGAUGCGCGACCAGCAUGUGUAG
Diaporthe citri is the source of this 2397-nucleotide messenger RNA. RefSeq lists its product as uncharacterized. Gene Ontology annotation, cellular component: extrinsic component of mitochondrial inner membrane. Bases 1 to 2397 code for a protein of 798 amino acids. Lineage: Eukaryota; Fungi; Ascomycota; Sordariomycetes; Diaporthales; Diaporthaceae. The transcript has a single exon. The record is from RefSeq and is a predicted model, not a curated record. Gene Ontology annotation, molecular function: kinase activity. Gene Ontology annotation, biological process: ubiquinone biosynthetic process.